AUGUCGUUUUUCAAGAGGAAAGCCAAAACCAAAGAACAAGAGAAAGUGACUGAUGCUAAAGUGAACAGAGCACCUACCAGCACACGCUCCCCCUCGCUGGGACUGAGGAACCACAAUGUUCCCCAGGAUGUGGCCGGACCCAGCCCUGUGGCCAUCAACGCCAUCUCUGCAAACAUGGACUCGUUUGCUCGCGGACGGACCGCCAUCCUCAAGAAACAGCCCAGCCACAUGGAGGCAGCGCACUUUGGAGAUCUGGGUCAUUCCAGUGUCAACUAUCAGCCUCAGGAGACCCGCUCUCGUAUGUCAAAGACUGUGGACCAAAUUCUCCGGGAUAAUGUGGCCAUGCCGCACUACACCCAGUUCAUGGCGCUUCGAGGAGCUGAUCACCUCGUUCGGUUUUGGCAAGAGGCAGAGAAUUUCCGCUCCACAAGUUGGUCUCGUGUUCGCGCUCAGAGUUUGAACUCUGUCAAACACAGCUCUUUGGCUGAACCUGUCCCCUCCGGUCCGGACUCCUCUGAUCCCUCUGAUCUAGCUCAGGCUAACACUAGCACACUCACACCCGAGGACAGCUUUGACAGCCUCACUGAGACGUGGGAGCGUCCAGAACCCUCCGGCUCAGAACCCGGACUGAGGCCUGGAGCCGAAACCCCCAGCAAGAACAUGGCAUCCAAAACAAGCACCCCCUUAAAGGGGCAGGCCUCCAGCACACUACACCACCUCUCAGACAAACUCAUGAAGAGUAUUGAAAAAGAUGCUGUUACAAUCUUUACUAAGUACGUCUCUCCAGAUGCGGCACGACCCAUUCCCAUCACUGACCAAGUUAGAAACGACAUUGUUGCUAAGAUUUGUGGUGAGGAUGGCCUGGUGGACCCCAACAGCUUUGUCAUUGCACAGUCUGUGAUAUUUAACAUCAUGGAGCAACAGCACUUUAUUGAGUUCCUGCGGAGCCACCAUUUCUGUAAAUACCAGAUUGAGGUGUUGACGAGUGGCUCAGUGUUCCUGGCUGACAUCUUAUUCUGUGAGUCAGCGCUCUUCUACUUCUCUGAGUAUAUGGAGAAGGAGGAGGCCAUGAAUGUGCUGCAGUUCUGGCUCGCUGCAGACAACUUCCAAAACCAACUGGCUGCUAAGAAAGGCCAGUAUGAUGGCCAAGAGGCUCAGAAUGAUGCCAUGAUUCUUUAUGACAAGUAUUUCUCACUCCAGGCCACAAAUCCUCUCGGCUUUGGCGACUCUGUGCGGAUGGAGAUUGAGUCUAACAUAUGCAGAGAGGGCGGGCCUCUGCCUGACUGCUUCACCACUCCACUUCGACAAGCCUGGACCACCAUGGAGAAGGUCUACAUGCCGGGCUUCCUCUCCAGCAACCUUUACUAUAAAUACCUGAGUGACCUCAUCAACUCUGUGCGGGCAGACGAGUUUGUUAAUGUCAGCUCUUCGGGUCAAAGCGGGGCGGCCGACAAUGAGCGCUCUAGUUCAAAUGCCAACGAGAGCUCUCAGACUCAGCAAGGUGCUAAGAAGACCGCCAUAAAGAUCUUGAAAAACUUUGAUGAGGCUAUAACAGUGGAUGCUGCGAGCCUGGACCCUGAGACACUGUACCACAGGCCAUACGCUGGAAAGAUGACGUUUGGAAAGGUAAAUGAGCUGGGUCAGUUCAUCAGAGAGGCCGAGCCUGAACCAGAUGUGAAGAAAUCCAAAGGGUCAAUGUUUUCUCAAGCCAUGAAGAAGUGGGUCCAAGGCAACUCUGAUGAGGCCCAGGAGGAGAUGGCUUGGAAAAUCGCAAAGAUGAUAGUCAAUGACGUUGUCCAUCAGAGUAACCAUGACAGUCCUGUCAAGUCCACAAAGCUAUGA
Molecule: messenger RNA, 1842 nt
Organism: Knipowitschia caucasica
Lineage: Eukaryota; Metazoa; Chordata; Actinopteri; Gobiiformes; Gobiidae
Source: the annotation of a GenBank genome assembly